AUUGCUAUUCGCCUCUUCCGCUUGGACGCCAAAACAAGGCGGAACUCUACGCGACUACGACAAAACCAUAGCAGAACUCUAUGCAGCCAAGUAGCCAACGCAGGCACAGACCGCACAGUGGCAGACUGGCGGAACAACUCAUAGCCGAAGCCCGAAGCAGCAGGAGUUGCAGUCUCGCAGGCCGCGGACCGCAGUUAAGCCGCACCAAGGCCAUCGCUAUUUCAAUUUCUUUGUUGUUGAUUAUAAUUGUUAAUUUAUUAAUUGCUGAUUUUUUAUUUGUAAUGGACUAAUGGUUGGCAAAUAGUAAUGUUGUAGGGCUGAAAAUUAUUUGUUAAGGGUUAAUUUUAAUUUAGUAAUUGUUAAUUUUAAUUUUUUGUAGUAUUUCUAAAUUAAUAAUUUAUUAAUUGUUAAUUCUUAUCAUCGCUUUAAUUGUAGUAUUUCUAGGUUGUUUUAGAAAGAAUCUCUAUACCAUAAAAAAGAAUCUCUAUGUUUCGAUUUUAUCCAAAGUUUCCCAAAGGUAGUAAAGGGCCGAACAUUGAUGUUCUUCAUUGAAUAAUGUAACGUUGAAAAUAUCACUCCUAACGUUGAAAAUAUCACUCCUAACGUUGAAAAUAAUGUUAAAAAGCCUAAAGCGAUUGAAGUUGAAAAGUCUCUAGGAUGUUAUCACUCCUAGAAGUUGAAAUAUCAGAGAACGACAUUAUUGGUGAUCCUGGAUAGCGUAAAGCCGAAAGUUACAAUGUUAAUAUUAAAGAAAAAGUGAGAAGAUGUUAUUUGACAAAGGGCCCUACUUAAUCACGUGAGUUCAAAUUUCCACAAAUUUAAUUUACUGGGUGUAUGAGAUCAUUUCAAAAGUAGUGGUUUGAAGAAUUUAAUUGGUUGGAAUAUAGUGUUGCUAAGGAUGCAACAUUUUGUUACUUGUGUUAUUUGUUUGCUAGAGGCCAUAAAAAUGGGGAUGAUGUUUUUACUGAAAUUGGUUUUAAUAAUUGGAGGAAGGCCAAGGAAAAAUUCCGUGACCACGAAGGAACUCCAAAAAGCAUACAUCAUUAUGCAAAAAUUCAAUAUUCCGGGUUCAAAAACCAAAAGCAAAAUGUGGAUUAUGUAUUAUCCCAACAAACCAAGAAAGAUGAAAUUAAUUAUCGUGCUAGAUUAACAAUUAUUGUUGAUAGUUCGAUUCCUUUUAGAUGGUGGAUUGGCUUUUCGAGGUCACGAUGAAUCAGAUACUUCAGUGCAUUCAGGUAAAUAUUUAUUAGAUUAUUUACAUUAAUUUUUAUCUUAUUCAUUACAUUAUUAAUUUAUAAUGCUUAUUGUAAAAUUUGUAUAAAUGUAUUUAUAGGUAAUUUCCUUGAACUCUUGAAAUGGGAGUGUAGACGUCAUCCACAUAUAAAUAUGGUAAUGAACUCAAAUGCUCCUGAGAAUAGUCAACUUACCUCUCCUAAAAUUCAGAAGGAGAUUGUUAAUGUGUGUGCAACUGAGGUAAGACAAGCUAUUAUUAAUGAGAUCGCUAGCAAGUACUUUUCUCUAUUAAUUGAUGAGGCUCGCGACAGUUCAAUAAAAGAGCAAAUGUAUGUGGUUUUAAGUUUUGUUAAUAAUUGUGGGGAGGUAAUUGAGCGAUUUGUAGGAGUGGUGCAUGUCAGUAACACUUCUGCGCAGACAUUGAAAAAUGUCAUUGAUGAUUUGUUUUUGCAAAGUAUGGUCUUUCAUUGUCUAAGGUUCGAGGCCAAGGUUAUGAUGGGGCGUCAAGCAUGAGCGGUGGGAUUAAUGGCUUAAAACAAAAAAAAUGGAGGAAAAUAAGCAAGCACACUAUGUGCAUUGUUUCGCUCAUCGCCUUCAGUUAGUGAUUGUUUUCUCUUUGAAGAACAAUGGAAUAGUUGGUAGUUUUUUUGAUCAUCUAGUCAUGAUUGUAAAUGUGGUUGGUGCUUCAUGUAAAAGAAAAGAUGAUCUUUUGCAAAAACAUUAUGAAAAUGUUGUAGGCCGUAUAGAACAUGGUGAGGUCAGCAUAGGCAAAGGGAAAAAUAAAGAAAAAAGUCUUGUAAGAUCAGGUGAUACUCGUUGGGUAUCUCAUUAUAAAACAAUUAUUAGAGUUGUAGAUAUGUGGGAUGCGGUGAUUGAGGUACUUGAAGCCAUAUUUGAUGAUGGUGUUGAUCAGAAAAGUAAAUCCACUUCUUCUAGUUUGAUUGAAAAAAUGGCAACAUGUGAGUUUGUGUUCAUUGCUCAUUUCCUGUUGCAGUUAUUAGGAAAAACUAAUGUGUUAUCGAAGGAAUUGCAACAAAAGAAUCAAAACAUAAGAAAUGUUGUGGAUCUUGUCAAGGCAGUGAAGGUCGAUUUGGAAAGUUAUCGAAAUGAUUAUGGUUGGGGUUUGUUAGUUGAAGAAGUGACUACAUUUUGUUCAAGUCAUGGUAUUGAUGUGCCUAAUAUGAAAGAUGUAAAGUGAAGCAGAGUGUAAAGACAAAAGACAGUUGAUGGUAGCCCGAAAAUUUGUUACCAUUAUUUUCAUUUGACAUAUUUCUCGAGAUAAUUUUUGGACUGUUAUUUCUUAUUUAAGUGUAUUUCAAUUUAUUUGUUUUACUACAGUAUUUCAUUAUUUUUUUAAAUAUAAUGUUAUGUUAUUGAUCGCCUUAUGCAAGAGAUGAAUAAUCGUUUUACUGAGUCAAGUUCAGAGCUACUGAUGUGCAUAGUGCCCUUAAGUCCUAAAGACUCAUUCUCCCAUUUUGAUUUGAAGCGGCUACUUUGUCUUGCUUAAUUACACCCAGAUGAUUUUAGCUCAAGAGAAAAACAUGAACUAAAUGAACAACUUAGGUUGUUUCUUACAUUUGUCAAAUUAUUUCCACAGUUCUCAAGUCUUCAAACUAUUGGAGAUUUGGCAAAAAGAAUUGUUGAAACGGAAUGACACACAACUUACAGUUUAUCAAGAAUGAUUUGCGCAACAAGAUUGGAGAAGAAUUCUUGACAGAUAGUUUGGUGUGUUACAUUGAGAAAGAUAUUUUUGUUAAAGUUGAGAAUAAAGAAAUUAUGAGGCGAUUUCAGAGUAUGGCACCUCGAAGACAUAGAUUAUCAUCUCCCAAUUAUUCUCCUUCAUUUGACGCUUCAGUUGCUAAUCAAAAUUAAGGUACUAUUUCAUUAGUUGGUUUAUUUAAAUUUUAUAGUUUUGUUUAAUAUAUUAUAUUUGUGAUAUAUAUGAUUUCUUUGUUAAUGAACCCCUGCAAGUCACAAGUCCUGAUUCCGCCACUCACUAAUAGUGUGGUAAUAAGACUUUGAUAGUUUGACUUCAUAUGAAUGUUUCAAGCGAAGUUAUAGUGGUUUGCUAUUGCAAGGUCCUUCGAUCAAAUCAUGACACUAAGGGGCAACCACUUUAAGGGAGCAAGCUUAAAGGGAGUAAACAAAGAUUUUGUAAAUGAAUUCAACAACUUUGAGGACUUCAAAUUUUAGUAACCCUUUUCUCGAAAUUUUGAAGAUGCGUCUUCCAUGCAUUCCAUUGUGACUCGUGAAAAACUUCAUGAAGUUUUAUGGCCGUUGAUAACAGUCUAUUAGAGAAGAUUGCAUUUAGAAUUAGAGACAUUAGUUUACAUUUGACUUCAAAGAAUGAUAAUUGAGUGUAGUUGUGUUUAACCGUUUAAGUUUAAAAUAAAUCUUAAUUGUAUAUAUUAUAUGAAACUUUGAUACUUUUGAUAUAUUUAUUGUAUAUGAAAGUAUGAAACUAUGAAUAUUUUUACUUGGACUAUUUUCAGUCCCAGAUCAGACCUGAUCAGAUCAAACCGAAUCGGUCCUGACCAGAUCAGAUCAGACUUGGACGGUUAUAAAAUACUUCGUACAUAGAGAUCAAAACUUUACCAAACCAGACCAGAAAAUUCUAGUCCAAGGAAAAACAUCUCGAAUACAAUUAAAACUUAGUCAUAAUUAGCAAGAAUUAUAUAACACUACAUAAUUUAAUUUAUAGAUAAAAUAGCCACCUUCCGUGUGACUUUAAUUUGAUACUGAUAAUGAUAUUAGUCAUUGUACGAUAUAUAGAUGUUUAAGUAUUGCUACCAAUGUCUUCAAUUAUCUAUUUUGCUACCAACGGUAGUGUUGAGUUUUUUCUUUGUUUUUGAUCAGACUUGAGUUUAUUAAAGUCUUAUUUUCACUUUUUAUUUGGGGAGUUUCUAAUAAAAGAAAGGAUCCCAUUGUAGGACAAGAAAGAGAGAAGUGGAUAGAGAGAGAACAAGAAUCAGAAAAUUGGAGGCUGAAUGUUCAUCCCCUUUUUCAGCAACCAGCACCAGAAAACAUUCAUUUCUUGGAGAUUGAACCGUCUGAUCUUUUUGAUAUUUGGAUAGAAGCUACACAGCAUCUAGGCCAACGUUUUGGACGGUGGAGAUUAGGUUUUAAGGCCCGUAGAUUGUCUUUCAAUUUGCUGGUGAUAUUUUUCUUAUCUUUGAUCCAUUUUGAUUACAUACACCUCAAUAUUCUUACUUCUAAGGAUAUGAUGGUUUUGUAUGCCUCUAGUAUUAUGUAGAUUAUAGAGAAGACUUUGUAUUACUCCUUUGCUGAUGAUAGUGGAUUUUAGCAGCCAAAAAUGGUCCCGUGGUUUUUCUCUAGUUUUAUGAGUCUUUCACGCUAAAAUUUGGUGUCUUCAUGUUGUUGUGUGC
Cuscuta europaea is the source of this 4619-nucleotide messenger RNA. The record is from the annotation of a GenBank genome assembly. Lineage: Eukaryota; Viridiplantae; Streptophyta; Magnoliopsida; Solanales; Convolvulaceae.